Molecule: messenger RNA, 2445 nt
Organism: Paramecium tetraurelia
Lineage: Eukaryota; Ciliophora; Oligohymenophorea; Peniculida; Parameciidae
Exons: 5
Source: RefSeq, a predicted model, not a curated record
AUGAGUCAACAAUUUAGCGUGGAAUACUUGAGAAUCAAUCCUUAUCGAUAUCUUAGAUUACCUUCACUUAAUGCUACAGGCAGCCAAUUUUUCAAUCUCUCUUAGGAAAUGGUUACAUCUAGAACUCAAAAGAAUUUAGUAAAACAGAAGCUGUAAGCGUUGUCUCACAAAAAAGAGGAUAGCAAGAACUUUUAUCAUCAUUCUACAAUUUAUAAUGUUAACGAGUUUAAGGAAUUGAGCAAACCUUAAGAGUAUGUGCAUUCUAUGACCUAUAGUAGCUAUAAUGAACCUAAUCACACAAAAUACAACCAAAUGUAGACCAAAAUGAUGGUUGCUGAUUUCAAAAAGAAAGUUGAUGCAUUCCUAUAAAAAAACAUUUACAAAACUAAUUUGAGUAGUAAAAUACCUUCAUCAUUAUAUGAAUUGGAGUCAUUCCAAUCUACUAAUAAUGAAGAAUAACUUAAUAAAUCUCUAUGUUCUAAUAAGUUCACUAUUCGUACUGAGUACAAAUCUAUGAAAGCAACAGAAAUACUUGUCAUCAGUAAUAAUAAAGUUGUCUCGAGAUAAAUUAUAACUAGUGAACUAAUUCAAUAACGACUGCUUAAAUAAAUGGAGAAUUUUCUUAAAGAUGAUAGAUACAACUACGACCUUAAAAUGCAAACUAUGAUUGAUUAAUACGAAGAUAUUGUCAAUAGGAUUAGAUAAAAAGCAUAUACAAUAAAGAUUCCUUACAAUUAUGAAAUUUAAAUGAGUGACUACAAUGAGUUCUACUAGAAAAAAGAAGAACCAUAGAUUCCAUUCAUAAAUGAUAAAUUUGAACUCUUAGCAGAUUAAAUAAUACAAGAAAUCUAGCAAUCAAGACAUUCAACACCAAUAUUGCAAACUGAAAUUAAUGAAGAAUAACAGGAAGAACAUUUCCAAUAAAUUGAUGAAAUAGUUAAAACUGAGCCAGUAUAUUUCAAAGAAGAAGUGACUCCUAAAUAAAUGGAUUUCAGCAAAGAAUAAGUUCCAGAGAGAAAAUCAUCACAGAGAAGAGCAAAACCAAGAAAAAAGUAAUAAUAAUAACAACAACAAAAAUAACAUGAAUCAGUAUCUGAAACAAGCAAUCCUUAAUCUUAAUAAUCCAGUUAAUCAGAAUUACCAGAUAUCCCCUCUACUCAAUAAUUUCAUAAAACGAAAUAAAUACGAAAUAAUCAAUAAAAUCAUCAGACUGUUUAAAUCUAAUAAUAAAAUAUUGAAACCGAUAAUCAUUAAUAACAUGAGGAAACUCAAAAUUAGCAUUAUGUGCAAAAUAGUAAUAAAAAACAAGUUACUCAUGAAAAACAUAAAGGAAAGGUUCACUCAAGAAAACUAACAGGAGAUAAUGGAGUUAAAAGAUAGGUUGUUCCAACAUAUUUAGAUGUUCCAAAGGAGGAAGUUUUAGAAACCUUAAGCGAAAAGUCUCAUGAAGAAACUUUUUAAUUUGAAGAUAUCUAAACAUAAAAACAGGAAUCUGGCAAAUAAGAAGAUUCAGCAAUUUAAUAAUUAGAAAAUCAAGACAAUGAGGAAAAAGACGGUUAAAAUUGUUAAGAAGAAACAAAUUAAUAGGCUUAAUCUGUCUCAUAAUAGGAAUCCAAUUAUCCUCUAUCAUAAAAUAAACAAUUACACAAUCCUGAAUAGAGAGAUGCUGUGGACAUCUGGGAUAAUACAAAACCUGUAGCAAUUAAACCUAAUCCAAAAUACAAAUAAAUUUAAUAAGAAAACAAAUAAAUUGAAUAGAAACAAAAAGGAGAUGUUAAUGUUAAUUAAAAUUAAUAAUUUACAGAUAAUGUACUAUCAAAUUCAAGAAAACCCUCAUAAAACUUUGAAUAAUCUUAAAUUUAAUAAGAUGUUGUAAACAAUACGCCUUUGAAAUCUUAUAAAGAUUUAGAUAAAUCACAUAAUUAAUAACUAACUUAGACUUAUGAUUUACCUAAAGUAAAUAAAGGCAUACAGAAAAUUGAUAUUAAUAAAUAAGAUGAACCUAAGUCUAUCAGAAAAAAAGAAGAGAUUGUUGAAAUCAAAUAAUAAACUGAUGAUAGUAAAGAUGAUAUUCUGUAAAUUAUAAACGAGAAAAUGAAAAUUUUUGAAUAAAAACAAUAGGAAAAGUGCCUUGAUAUUUUUGAUAUUCUAUUAGCUUCGGAUUCGGUUUACAAUGUUGACAUUGAAAAAGAUAAAGUUUCAAAAUCUUACAAAAAGUAAGUUUCUAGUCUAUCAUUUGUGUUUCAAUAGCAGGGUGAAGAAGAAGUCUUUUCUCAUUAGUAAAGUCUUAAUUUAUUUAGGGUUAUUUGGAGACAUGAAUUAUAAGAAGUGAUACCAAAGUUAGAACAAUUAAAUAAACAUAUUGUAGUAAUGGAUGAAAGUGAUGAUUAUAGUGGAACUAAUGUUAAAGGAAUUGAAGAAUUAAAUGAUAAACCUGAAAACUGA